AUGGCAGACCUCUCCUCCCAGGUUCAAGACACAACAAAAGAUACUGCCUCUUCCAGAGAGCAGGAAUCCCCUGGUGCGUUCAAUAGUCCUUCACCAAGUUUGGCGCUUAUCGUCCCCAUUGCAGUCAAUCUUGAGUCAGUCCCCAGGAGCGGUGCUGGCGUCGUGAAUGAUUCCGGAGAAGUCUUAGAUGACGCCGGAAAGAACGUUGGCAAGAUCGCCGACACCGAUAACCUCCAGAACCUCGUUGGCAACACCGUCAACCAAGCCGGUGACGUUGUCAGCUCCUCGGGCGAUGUCCUCGGCAAGACCCUGCCCAUAGGACAAGGCAAGCCCGAGGAGGAAGAGGACUCCCACGACGAGGAGAAGAGCGAAUACACAACCCAGUCCAAGGAGAAGAAGUCUGGUGGUCUGGGAAGCGCCGUCGGUAGCGUUACCGGCGCCGUCGGAAAGGCUGUUGGAGGAGCCACAGGAGCUGUUGGCGACACAGCGAAGGGUGCCACAGAUACCGUCGGCGACACAGCAAAGGGAGCUACAGACACCGUUGGCCUCGGCGACACAACAAAGGGCGCUACAGACGCCGUUGGCGAUACAGCGAAGGGUGCCACAGAUACUGUUGGCGGCACCGCAGAGGGCGCCACAGACACCGUUGGUGAUGCGGCUGAGGGCAUUGCCAACAAGUCAGAAGCCACCUCCCAAGCUACCGACACAAAGACACCAGCCGAGACUCCCGGAGCCCCAGAAGUCAAGGAUGAAACACCCGAUGUCAAGUCUGAGGACCAAGGCCAGAAGGACAUCAACCUCGAGGACCGCGACGCUUCUGAAGCUGGAGAUAAGCUGAAGGAGAUUCCUCCAGAGUCUGAGGAAGCUAAGGAGGCAACCGGCAAGGCAGAGGAGACUGCUGAGGGUGUUCCUGAGCAAGCCAAGGAUAUCCCUGAGGAGGCCAAGGAGGACGUUACCUCUAAGGUCGACGAGCAAGAUGUUCCUAAGCCUGAGGAUGUUGAGGAGAAGCUUCAAGAGAAGACUGAGGGUGCCCAAGACGAGGUUCCCAAGUCUGAGGCUGCCGACGAGAUCCCCAGCGGCGAGGCUCCUGGUGAUGACGGUGACAAGUCCAAGGCUGGUGAUGACCUGAAGUCUGUCGCUCCUGGCGAGGAGGCUGCUGGUAUCACCGAUGAGGUCCAGGACAAGGCUGCCGAGGGCGAGGAAGCCGCCAAGGAUCUUCCUGAGGAUGCCCAAAGCAAGGCCGCCGAAGGUCAAGAAGCCGCUGAGGGCAAGGUUGCUGAGGGUGAGGAAGCUGCUGGUGAUCUCCCCGAGGAUGCCAAGAGCAAGGCAGCCGAGGGCGAAGAGGCUGCUGGAGGCCAAGUCGCUGAAGGUGAGGAGGCCGCUCAGGAUCUUCCUGAAGACGCCCAGAGCAAGGCCGCUGAAGGCGAGGAGACCGCCGAAGGCAAGGUUGCUGAGGGCGAGGAAGUUGCUGGCAAUGCCACCGAGGAGGCCAAGGACAAGGCCGCUGAGGGUGAAGAGGCCGUUGAAGAGAAGGCUGCUGAGGGUGAGGAGGCUGCCAAGGAGCUCGACUUCUCCAUCCUUAAGGGCACUACUGUCGACAAGGAGGGCAACCUCGUCAACGAGAAGGGCGACAAGCUCGGCAAGGUUGUCGAGGGAGAGCUCAAGCAGCUCAUCGGUCUCAGCAGCGACGAUCAAGGUGUCAUCUGGGACAAGACCGGCAAGCAGCUCGGAAAGGCUGAGCCCAUCCCCGAGUGGGACCGCGAGCAGCUUGACUUCUCCAUCCUCAAGGGUACCACCGUCGACAAAGAGGGUAACCUCGUCAACGACAAGGGCCACCUCAUCGGAAAGGUCACCGAGGGCGAGAUCAAGCAACUCAUUGGUCUCACUUCUGAUGAGCAGGGCACCAUUUGGGACAAGACUGGCAAGAAGGUCGGAAAGGCCGAGCCUCUUCCUGAGUGGGAGCGUGGUGAGCAGAAGGAUUACAGCAUCCUGAAGGGCACCACUGUUGACAAGAACGGAAACCUCGUCAACGAGAAGGGUCACCUUUUCGGUAAGGUCGUUGAGGGUGAGAUCAAGCAGCUUAUCGGCUUGGCUUCUGAUGAUCAGGGUACCAUCUGGGACAAGACUGGUAAGGCUGUUGGUAAGGCUGAGCCUCUUCCCGAAUGGGAGCGUGGUGAGCAGAAGGACUUCUCUAUCCUCAAGGGAGCUGUUGUUGACAAGGAGGGCGGUCUCACCAACGACAAGGGAGACACCAUCGGUAAGGUCACUGAGGGUGAGAUCCGACAGCUCGUUGGUCUCAAGUCUGACGAGAACGGCAAGAUCUGGAGAGACGGCAAGGUCGUCGGCCAGGCUGAGCCUCUCGCUGAGUGGGACCGCGUCCAGAAGAAGGACCGCUCCAUCCUCAAGGGCGCCAAGGUCAACAAGGUCGGCAAGCUCGUCGACGCCAACGGUACUGUCGUCGGCAAGGUUGUUGAGGGUGAACUGAAGGAGCUCAUUGGCAAGCGCGCCGAUGAGAACGGUGACAUCUGGAACGACUCUGGCGAGGUCAUCGGCAAGGGUGAGCCCGUCUCCAUCUCCGAGCGAGAGGAUAAAGCAUCCGCUCCCUUCGAGCACUUCCCCGGCGCCACCGUCGAGUCUGACGGCCGUGUCAUGUACCAGGGCGAGCAGGUUGGUGAGGUCGUCGAAGGUGAUCCCAAGCAGCUCAAGGGCAGCGAGGUCGAUGAGGAUGGUGACAUUCUCGACCGCCGUGGCAACACUGUCGGUAGGGCCAAGCGCUGGGAAGCUCCUGAGGCUGAGGAGGAGAAGCCCGUCGACAACUCUGCCCUUGCUGGCAAGCGCGUCAACAAGGCUGGUAACCUCGUCAGCGAGUCUGGUGAGAUCUACGGCCGUGUCGUUGAGGGUGAUGUCCAGAAACUAGUCGGACGCAUGUCUGACAAGGAUGGAAACAUCCGAAGCGAGUCUGGCGACAUCAUUGGCAAGGCCGAGCUCGUCUCUGAGGGUGAGCGCGGCGGCAAGAAGGAGGGUCCCUUCGCUCAGCUCAAGAACUGCACCGUCGGCAAGGAUGGCAAGGUCGUCAACGGAGCUGGCGAGGUUGUUGGCAAGCUUGUCAUCGGUGAUGCUAAGGCUCUUGCGGGACGUGCUGUUGAUGAUGAUGGUGAGAUCACCGACUCCAACGGCAAUGUCAUCGGCAAGGCUGAGCGUUGGGAGGAGCCUGAGAAGGAGCAGAAGCACAACCCUCUCGCUGGCCGAAAGGUGAACCGUGAGGGUAACGUCGUCGACGCUGAUGGCAACAUCAUCGGUAAGCUUACCAGCGGUGAGCUCCUCGACUGUGCUGGCAAGGAGAUUGACGAGGAUGGUGAUGUCUUCAACCAGAAGGGCGCUGUCAUCGGUCACGUCUCUCUUCUCGAGGAUAUCCCCAAGGAGGAGGAGCCUGAGCCCGAGGGUGAAACUGAGGAGGAGAGAAUCAAGCGUGAGCAGGCUGAGGCCGAUGAGGCCAAGCAGACUGAAGAGGCUGAGAAGAACAAGAAGCUUGCUCAACAACUGGCUUACCAGAUUGAGCAGACUCUUGAGAGGCUCCGACCCAUCUGCAAGUCCAUCAACGACAAGAUCAGCGCCGCUGAGGCUCAGAAGCCUGAGGACCGUGACGAGGAGGAACUUGUCCGACAGGUCAAGCCUCUCAUUGAGGACGGUGGUAAGAUCCUGACCGAGACCAACGGUAUCAUCCGUGGUCUUGACCCCGAUGGCCGUAUCGCUCGCAACGCCAAGCAGAAGACUGCUGGUGGUGAGGCUACUCCCGAGGAGGCUCACCUUGCCAACUUGCUCAAGGAGCUCUCUACUGAGAUUCAAACCACCAUCGAGGAGGGCAAGCGCAAGCUCGAGGGUAUGCCUCACGCUAAGAAGGAGAUCAACCCUCUCUGGGGUCUCCUCGCCGAGCCUCUCUUCCAGAUUGUCGCUGCUGUUGGUCUAUUGCUCAGCGGUGUGCUCGGCCUUGUUGGCAAGCUUCUCGGUCCCAUCCUGGGUCCUCUGCUCAACGGUCUUGGUCUUGGUGGUCUGCUCGAUGGCCUUCUCGGAGGUCUUGGCCUCAAGAAGAUUCUUGGCAGCCUUGGUCUCGGUGACGUCGUCGGCACACUUGCUUCUGGCGUGGCCUUCCUGAACGAUGCAACGAUGCGUCUCUUCCUCAUACGCCAUGGAGAGACAGUCGACAACGUCGCAAACCUCUAUGCCGGGUCUCGCGACUCAGCCUUGACUGCCCACGGCGUAAUGCAAGCUCAACGGCUAGCAUCGCACCUCUCUGAGCACGUCGCCAUUGAUCGCAUCUUCUCGUCGAACCUCAGCCGUGUCGUGCACACCGCCCAGGCUAUCCUCGAUGCGCAGAAACGCGCGGAGGAUCUGAAGUUGAUUCAGGUGCCGGAGCUGAGGGAGAAGGACUUUGGGACGGGCGAGGGUACCAAGUUUGGGGCUGCGGCGAAGCAUGAGGGCUCUGAGACACCGCUGGCGAUGAGGAAGAGGGUUGAUGUCUUUUUGGACGAGCAUUUGCCUCGACUGGAUGAAGACUCGACCGUCUGUAUCGUUGCUCACGGCAUCAUUCUCGGUACUUUCUACAAAGCACUCCGCGACAGGACCUCUGCUUCAGCUGGUCCAGAUGCCGAACCGGAAGGUCAAGCAUCUGCUUUCGUGCGCCCCUCAUGGAGCAACACCGGCUACAUCGAGGCCCUCAUCACGCGCGACUCUUCCGACAAGCAUCUCCACAUGCGCGUCGUGAAGAUCAACAGCAUUGACCACCUCAAAGGUCUGAGAAAGACCCGAGGUGGAAUUGGCAGUGCCAAGUUCGACGCGAAACAAAAAACGAUGGACUCAUUCUUCAAGCCGGCAUCGCGAAAGCGCAAGCUCGAAGAUGAGGACAUCGUAUCUCGCCUAGGGGAGGAAAAGAAAACUCAGGACCUUGACCCUAAGGGAUGA
Messenger RNA from Fusarium musae, 4959 nucleotides. RefSeq lists its product as uncharacterized. The transcript has 4 exons. The coding region runs from base 1 to 4959 and encodes 1652 amino acids. Gene Ontology annotation, molecular function: catalytic activity. Lineage: Eukaryota; Fungi; Ascomycota; Sordariomycetes; Hypocreales; Nectriaceae. The record is from RefSeq and is a predicted model, not a curated record.